GUUGAAUGAUUGAACUUUGCAGCCGAGUCGCAGCGCCGCGCGGUCCCCGGCGGAGCUGGGAGCCUCGGCCCCGCGCCCCACCGCAGCCAUGGUGCCCCGGGCGCCCGGCGCGGCGCUGACCCUCUGCCUCUGGCUGGCGGCCUGCGGGCGCAGCCUGGCGGCCGGCCCGGGGGCGGCGGCGCGGCGGCUGGACGAGUCGUGGUCAGCCGGGAGCGUCCCGCGCGCCCGCUGCGCCUCCCGGUGCCUCAGCCUGCAGCUCACGCGCCUCUCCGCCUUCUUCCAGCUCUUCCAGAACAACGGCUCCCUGGACUGGUGCCAGAGUCACAAGCAGUGCUCCAAGUGCCUGGCGCCCUGCAAGGAGACGCGGGACCUGCAGAAGGAGGGGUGUCUGAGCUUCUGCGAGCCUCUGUUCCCCAAACGAAGCCACGAGUGCCUGACGAGCUGUGAGUUCCUGCAGCACGUGCUGGCCGUCAAGCAGGGGGACUGCCCGGCCCCCGAGAGGGCCAGCGGCUUCGCGGCCGCCUGCGUGGAGAGCUGUGAGCAGGACCGCGAGUGCUCGGGGGUGAAGAAGUGCUGCUCCAACGGCUGUGGGCACACCUGCCAGGUGCCCAAGACGCUGUACAAAGGCGUCCCCCUAAAGCCCAGGAAGGAGCUGCGGUUCGCGGAACUGCCCUCCGGGCACCUGGAGGUCAGGUGGUCCUCGAGGUUCAACGUCUCCAUCGAGCCGGUGACCUACGUGCUGCAGAGGAGGUGGAACGCGGGCCUGCACCCCAGCGAGGACGAGGCCACGGCCUGGCAGACGGUGGGGCAGACCACGGACGAGCGGGCACGGCUGGCGGACAUCCGGCCCAGCCGGUGGUACCAGUUCCGGGUGGCAGCCGUCAACGUGCAUGGGACCCGCGGCUUCACGGCUCCCAGCAAGCACUUCCACUCCUCCAGGGAUCCGUCGGCCCCUGCGGCUCCCGCCCGCCUCCGGCUCGCCAAUGCCACCAGCCACGGUGACGGGAGUGUGACCGUCACACUGGCCUGGGACGGGCCCCAGGAGCCGGAUGUCCCCGUGCACCACUACAAGGUCUUCUGGAGCUGGGCCACCCGCAGCGCAGGGGUUCCCGCGAGGAAGAGGCGCAGGAUGUCUGUGGACGGGUCCCAGAACUCCAUGGUCCUGGAGGGCCUGCAGCCGGACUCCGACUACAGCGUGGAGCUGCAGGCUGUGGCCUACUGGGGGCAGACGCGCCUCAAGAGCGCGAAGGUCGCCCUGCGCUUCACCCCCACGCCCGCCGCCAGCAACAAAGACCCGCUUGGGAAGGACAGAGGAGGGCCGAUCCGGCCACAGCCCCCUGCUCAGCGGCGCCGGCCCGCCCGCCGGCUGGAGGUGGGCGCCCCCUUCUUCCAGGACGGCCGGCUGCAGGCGAAGGUCUACUGGAAAAGGACAGCAGACCCCGGCGCCAGUCGCUACCAGGUGCGGUGGGUCCCGGAGGCCUGUGCCCACAAUGACACCGACCGGCCAGCGGCGGCGGCGUCCGCCACGACACAGGAGAACUACAUGAUCCUCCGAGACCUAGCGUUUUCCUGCAAGUACAAGCUGACCGUGCAGCCCACGGGGCCGCGGGGCCCCUCGAAGGCCGAGACCCUUUCCUUCAGGACCCCGCCCUGCACGGCGCUGCAGGGGCAGAGCCGCGCCCACCUCAGCUGCCCGGGGGAAGCAGGUCCCGACCUCCCCAAAGUGCUGGCCACCCCCCAGGACCUGUCCGCCUCCUUCGCCGUCCAGGACGGGAACGUCACUGGCCACUUCGCCUGGACGACGGCCCAGGCCAACCUCGACCCGCCCGCGACCGGCUUCCAGGUGACCUGGGCGGAGGUGACGACCGAGAGCAGGCAGAACAGCUUGCCCAACAGCAUCAUCUCGCAGUCCCAGAUCCUGCCCGCGAACCACGCCUUCCUCACCGUGCCCAACCUGAGGCCGUCCACCCUGUACCGACUCGAGGUCCAGGUGCUGACCCCCACGGGGGAGGGGCCGGCCACCCUCCAGACCUUCCGGACCCCCGACCGCCCGCCCCCGGGGCACGGGCCCCCCCUGAAACACCACCACCCACACCAUCACCGCUGGGCUCCCCAGAGGCCCUGAGCUGCCCUCCAGGCGGCCGAGCCCUUGGGUGUGCCCCGGCCUCACCCCCAGGAGCCUCUCUCCACCCCGAGGCCUCCGGACACAGCGCCCCACGGGAGUCUGCGUCGGCCUCAGCCACAUCCCCCGGGAGCAGAGAGCACGCACACGCGACCCAGCCCAUGCAAAUUCCGUGUCCAGGCGUGGCGCGGCCAGCUGACACCGCAUCGUCACAGAACCGCGGGCUCCCGGGGCCUCUCCCAUCAGACCCCUGGGGCCAGCGCCCAGAUCAUACUGACUCCAGGCCUCGCCUUCACCGGGGCAACUUUCCAUUUGACCUUCUAAUAGACUAGCAGACCUGCGCACGGAAUUCGUGCACGGGGCGGGUCCCUAGGGCUGGCUGGCGAUCAGGGCCGGUCGCGGCCUUCCCUCGUUCCACGCCGCCCCCUGGUGGCCGGCGCACAUCAUAGCGAACGAUCGAAC
This is a messenger RNA of Myotis myotis, 2584 nucleotides long. RefSeq names its product anosmin 1 (gene ANOS1). The record is from RefSeq and is a predicted model, not a curated record. Gene Ontology annotation, cellular component: extracellular region; cell surface. Gene Ontology annotation, molecular function: protein binding; peptidase inhibitor activity. Gene Ontology annotation, biological process: neuron differentiation. The transcript is spliced from 14 exons. Bases 89 to 2125 code for a protein of 678 amino acids. Lineage: Eukaryota; Metazoa; Chordata; Mammalia; Chiroptera; Vespertilionidae.